ACCAACAAAAAACCGUUUGCUUGUAGUUUAUGCUCGAGCUCCUUUUCCAAGAUUCUCAAUCUUAGAAAUCACCAGCUGGCACAUUCAGGAGUCCGUCCAUUUGCGUGUCGACUAUGCACUUUGUCAUUUACUAGACUUCAUGAUCUUAAACGACAUGAACUACUCCAUAAAGGAGAUCGACCGUUUCAAUGUUCAUUUUGUCAUCGUACAUUUGCUCGACAAGACGCUUUGAACAGACAUUAUCGA
This is a messenger RNA of Batrachochytrium dendrobatidis JAM81, 246 nucleotides long. RefSeq lists its product as uncharacterized. The record is from RefSeq and is a predicted model, not a curated record. Gene Ontology annotation, cellular component: nucleus. Gene Ontology annotation, biological process: regulation of gene expression. NCBI's taxonomy places the organism in Eukaryota, Fungi, Chytridiomycota, Chytridiomycetes, Rhizophydiales. The transcript has a single exon. The annotation marks the transcript as partial.